Papaver somniferum (opium poppy) is the source of this 756-nucleotide messenger RNA. RefSeq names its product factor of DNA methylation 1-like. The transcript has 4 exons. The record is from RefSeq and is a predicted model, not a curated record. Gene Ontology annotation, biological process: gene silencing by siRNA-directed DNA methylation. NCBI's taxonomy places the organism in Eukaryota, Viridiplantae, Streptophyta, Magnoliopsida, Ranunculales, Papaveraceae. The coding region runs from base 1 to 756 and encodes 251 amino acids.
AUGGCGGGGUUCGAUCGACAUAUAAUGCACUAUGCCUUAUCAACUGAUUCUAACAUGUAUGCCCAUCUUAACUUUACUUCAGAAACGAAAUAUACGCAGAGGGUUGUGUAUGAGAAUGAGACACUUAGGAGAGAAUUGGAAAGUCAAAGGAGAGAACUCAAGCAGAAAUGCAAGGAAAUCGACAAGUGUGAGGCCGAAUUGGAUAUCAAAAGCAAGCAACUUUCUGUUUUAAGCGAAGAGGUACUUAUACUUUUGUUCAACCUGAACUCUACCGUUUCUCUUUUGGGUUACAAGAAAGCUAAGUACUGUGCAAGAGAAUAUGGAUGGGGCGAAGAUAUGAGUAGUGAAAAGAAUGUUCUAACCUUAACCGAGGUGAAUGAUAUGUGCAAAAAACUAGAAGAGAAAGACUAUGAGUUGGAUAGUUUGAUUGACCUAAAUAACACCCUUAUUGCCAAAGGCUUGGAUGGGUUUGCAUAUAUACGUUCGCGACCUCCUGUAAUUGGGAUAAAUCGGAUGGGGGAGCUGAAUGAGAAACCAUUUCGAGAUAUUUGUAUUAAGAAGUUCUCGACUACAAAAUGGGAAACAAAAUCUGCUGAGCUGUGCUCGCUGUGGCAAAAGAAAAUACAAGAUUCGCAGUGGUAUCCGUAUAAGCAUGUGACAACUGAUGAAAAGCUUACUUUGAGAGAGCUGAAAGAUGAAUGGGGCAAGGAAGUACAUGAUGCUGGAAUUUCAAAGAAGGAAGGGAAGCCAGCUUAA